UGGCGCGCAAUUCACCCCAGACAUUCCCGCGCAAACUGCGGCCGGUGCUGGUGCUUUCCAUCUCCUCCACUCCUUCCUCCACCUUGCUUUUGCGCCACCCUUUACACCUCACCAUGGUCCAAGAAACCAAGAUGUGGUCCAAGAUGUACGUCCUGAAGAGAGACGGACGGAAGGAACCCGUCAUGUUCGACAAGAUCACGUCCCGGGUGCAGAAGUUGUGCUAUGGCCUCAACAUGGAUUUCAUUGACCCGGCCUCCAUCACCCUCAAAGUGAUCAAUGGCAUUUACUGUGGUGUGAAGACAGUGGAGCUGGACAACUUGGCAGCGGAGACAGCAGCCACCAUGACCACCCGCCACCCUGACUACGCCGUGCUGGCUGCCAGGAUUGCCAUCUCCAACCUGCACAAAGAGACCAAGAAGCUCUUCAGUGAGGUGAUGGAAAGCCUGCACAAGAUGACAAGUGAGAAGACGGGCAAGAAGACACCAAUGAUCAGCGAUAAACACCACGCCAUCAUCAUGAAGCAUGCCGACAAGCUCAACUCGGCCAUUGUCUAUGACCGGGACUUCUCAUACAACUAUUUUGGGUUCAAGACCCUGGAGCGGUCAUACCUCCUUAAGAUCAAUGGCAAGGUGGUGGAGCGGCCGCAGCACAUGUUGAUGAGAGUGGCAGUCGGCAUCCACGGGGAGGACAUCGAUGCUGUCAUUGAGACUUACGAGCUGCUGUCUGGGAAGUGGUUCACUCACGCCUCACCAACACUCUUCAAUGCCGCCACUUGCCGCCCACAGCUGUCCAGCUGCUUCCUGCUCACCAUGAAGGACGACAGCAUAGACGGCAUCUAUGACACUCUGAAGCAUUGUGCCCUCAUCUCCAAGUCAGCUGGUGGCAUUGGGCUCAAUGUUCACUGCAUCCGGGCAAGUGGCAGCUACAUCAGUGGCACCAAUGGCACAUCCAACGGCCUGAUGCCGAUGCUGCGCGUCUACAACAAUACAGCUCGCUAUGUGGACCAGGGCGGCAACAAGAGGCCAGGAGCAUUUGCCAUAUACCUGGAGCCAUGGCACGCUGAUGUCUUUGACUUUCUGGACCUGCGCAAGAACACAGGCAAGGAGGAGACGAGAGCCAGGGACCUGUUCUACGCCCUGUGGAUCCCAGACAUCUUCAUGCACAGAGUGGAGGCCAAUGAGGAGUGGAGUCUAAUGUGUCCUGCAGAGUGUCCAGGCCUCCAUGAUACCUGGGGUGAUGAGUUUGAGAAGCUGUACAUCCGAUAUGAGAAGGAAGGCCGGGCCAAGAGGAAGGUAAAGGCCCAGGCUCUGUGGUAUGCCAUCAUUGAGUCACAGGUGGAGACGGGCACUCCUUACAUGUUGUACAAGGAUUCCUGCAACCGCAAGAGUAACCAGCAGAACUUAGGAACCAUCAAGUGCUCCAACCUCUGCACGGAGAUUGUGGAAUACUCCUCCCCUGAUGAGAUUGCAGUGUGUAACUUGGCCUCCAUUGCCCUGAACAUGUAUGUCAACCCUGACAAGACAUACAACUUCCAGAAGCUGAAGGAAGUUACGAAGGUGGUGACGAGGAACCUGAACAAGAUCAUUGACGUGAACUACUACCCUGUGGAGGAGGCAAGGCGCUCCAACAUGAGGCACAGACCCAUUGGCAUUGGUGUGCAGGGCCUGGCUGAUGCCUUCAUCCUCAUGAGGUAUCCAUUUGAUUCCCCUGAGGCUCAGCUCCUGAACAAGCAGAUUUUUGAGACAAUCUACUAUGGAGCAAUGGAGGCAAGCUGUGAACUGGCCAAGGAAGAGGGACCUUAUGAGACCUAUGAAGGAUGUCCUGUGAGCAAAGGAAUCUUCCAGUAUGACAUGUGGAACGUGACGCCAACAGACCUACACGACUGGGCCGCCCUGAAGGAGAAAGUUGCUAAAUAUGGUGUUCGCAACUCCCUCCUGCUGGCGCCCAUGCCUACUGCCUCCACCGCUCAGAUCCUUGGCAACAACGAGUCCAUUGAGGCAUACACUUCCAAUAUCUACAGCAGACGUGUUCUCUCUGGGGAGUUCCAGAUUGUCAACCACCACCUCCUGCGAGACUUGACGGAGCGAGGGCUUUGGGAUGACGACAUGAGGAACACGCUGGUGGCGCACAAUGGCUCCAUCCAGAACAUUGAUACAAUCCCCGAUGACUUGAAGGCAUUGUACAAGACUGUGUGGGAGAUUUCCCAGAAGAUCAUCCUUCAGAUGGCAGCAGAUCGUGGAGCAUUCAUUGACCAGAGUCAGUCCCUGAACAUUCACAUUGCACAGCCCAAUUAUGGGAAGCUGACAUCAAUGCACUUCCAUGCUUGGAAGCUGGGCCUUAAGACUGGCAUGUAUUACCUGCGUACCAAGCCAGCAGCCAACGCCAUCCAGUUCACUGUUGACAAGACCAAAAUGAGCAAGACAGUUAGUAGUGACGUUCACAAGAAUGGAAGCAACGGUGUCGGUGAUUCCAGCGAAAAUGGAACCAAUGGUGUUACUUCCAAUGAAGCGCAGAACAUGGCUGACAUGGUGUGUUCCCUGGAGAACAAGGAGGCUUGCCUCAGCUGUGGCUCAUAGAUUUCUUUCCCCUGCCUGUGUGUUUGGUGCUGCAAGAGAUUGAAUGAUUUAAGUUUUAUGGAUAGAAUUUUUAUACCUUGAAUUUCCUCAGCUUAGAAUAAGGUUCUUUCUGAAUACACUUGUAUUUCCUUUGGGAUCUUUAAUCUGCAUUAUGACUGAGCAUUAAUGUACAGUAGUGCUUAGGGUUUUUAGUCUGUCCUCAUUUAACAUAUUGCUUUUAGGUUUUUAUCAGUUUGCUGACAAAACUAGCUAAAUACUGUAUUUUUUCUUUAGAUUGAUACAUAUACAGAACACCCUUGCUGUAUCACAUGACAACACUAAUCAAGAAUGGUUAUACAAGUUAUUUAGAUUAUAGUUAGGUAAACUCUGGAGCUCCCUGCCUACUAAUCUAUUUCCACCUUAUGACUUAAACUCCUUCCAGAGGGAAGUUUGAAGACACUUAUCUUUCAAUUUUUGACUACCACUUUGGACCCUGCUUGGGGACCAGCAUUUCAGUAUCCAUUUUCUUUUUAUUGAAUUGUUGGUGCCCUUGGCUGGUAUCCCUCCUACAUUUUUUUACUUGUAUUUUUUCAUCGUAGUGUCAUGGCACCAGUAAUGUGUGUGAGUGGAGCAAACUGACAUAUGAUUGAAUGGUAAAAAAGUUUGUGCCUUUUCAGGAAAUUGAAUAUGUAUCCAAGUAUUGUAAAUAAUAUAUAUAUAUAUAUAUAUAUAUAUAUAUAUAUAAUUUUAAUUUUCUACUCCUAGUAACAUUUUCUUUAUGUAGAUUCUUUUCAUGAAUGUCUUCCAGGCAAAAAAACUCUGACCAGAGAUUGUGACUGGUGAUGCAUGUAAUACAGCUGUGUGAUAUUAUAUGUAUGGAGGCUGUGCUAUUAUUAUUAAAUGUGGACAGUUUUCAUUUGGAAACCAGAUUUUUAUGAAUUUCCAAGUGAGAUAAUGGUAAUUCCAAAGUUAGUUUAUUUUAUUUAGUUGUGCAUUCACGCAUGUGCCUUAUGUCACCUUGCACAACACAACCGAGAGCUUACAUAUCACUGCCAUUGUCUAUGCAAGUGUGUUUCCUACUUGAGUGACUGUAAACUUCAGUUCACAAUGUAGUCAUUGACAAUCAAAGCACUUUUGUAGUUCUCUUAUAUGUUCAAGAUAUUUAAAGCUAAGUAAUAAUUUGUAUAUGGUGCUGAUCAUAAUUGUGGGGAUGGUAUCAAACCAACUCACAUGUAUGUAUAUUUUGUAUGAUCAAUAGUAGCUCCAAUAGUAGCUCCUGUCCUAUAAAGGUAUCAAGGUGGGGCUAGCAAUAUUACAACUACAACAUUAUUAUGCUAAGUGUGCUAGGCAAUGUGCUCAUCUGCUCUUCAUGCAGAAUAGUAUUAAAGGACCAAGCAGUCCACUCAUAAUGAGAUCCCUCUCUCUUCUACACCCCUUAUAUUUGUGUGUUUACAUAACCAUGGCAGGCAUUGGGACCUUUCUCAUCCCAUGCUGUCAAAACUUUAAAUAUAUGUAUAACCUCUGA
Messenger RNA from Scylla paramamosain (green mud crab), 4080 nucleotides. RefSeq names its product ribonucleoside-diphosphate reductase large subunit-like (gene RnrL). Gene Ontology annotation, molecular function: ATP binding; ribonucleoside-diphosphate reductase activity, thioredoxin disulfide as acceptor. Gene Ontology annotation, biological process: DNA replication; deoxyribonucleotide biosynthetic process. The transcript has 17 exons. The coding region runs from base 114 to 2576 and encodes 820 amino acids. NCBI's taxonomy places the organism in Eukaryota, Metazoa, Arthropoda, Malacostraca, Decapoda, Portunidae. Gene Ontology annotation, cellular component: ribonucleoside-diphosphate reductase complex. The record is from RefSeq and is a predicted model, not a curated record.